UUCACUUUCAAUGAGUUUGGUCUGUGUGUGUGUGUGUGUGUGUUAUGUGAUUGAUUGAUGAGUUGGUUCAUGCAAUUAGAUUCUGUUGUUGGUAGUGAUCGAUAUAAAUUUUUAUUCAUAACAACCAAAUAAACAACAAUCCAUAUCUAUCUUCAAUUAAACAAAACACGCCUGAAUCUGCUAGUGAAUUGUUCGCCUGACAUUUUAUCAAAUUCUUCAUUUAUAAUUUUAUUUCUUUAAAAAAUAUCCAUUAACAUCGAUUCUUGAUGGUAAAUGAUAGUAAAGCCGGUUCAUCGAAAUCAUCAACAAUAUCGAAAGAGAUGAUUUCGAAUGAACAACAACAUGCCGGCAAACCAAAUGGUACAAAAAGUCGUUUAUUAUUAUUACAAGUAACGGUAUUGGGCCUUGCAUGGUUAGCCGGUUUUUGUUCACGUUUAUUCGCUGUGAUACGUUUCGAAAGUAUCAUUCAUGAAUUCGAUCCAUGGUUCAAUUAUCGUGCUACACAUUAUAUGGUGAAGCAUGGAUUCUAUAAUUUCCUAAAUUGGUUCGAUGAACGAGCUUGGUAUCCAUUGGGUCGUAUUGUCGGUGGUACAGUCUAUCCUGGUCUAAUGUUGACAUCCGGUCUUAUACAUUAUGUAUUGGAUACAUUACACAUUCCCAUUCAUAUUCGCGAUAUUUGUGUAUUUCUUGCACCGGUUUUUUCUGGUUUAACAGCUAUUGCAACCUAUUUACUUACAAAAGAACUUUGGAAUGAAUCGGCCGGUCUAUUUGCAGCAUGUUUUAUUGCCAUUGUUCCCGGUUACAUUUCACGUUCGGUUGCCGGUAGUUAUGAUAAUGAAGGCAUAGCUAUAUUUGCAUUAAUGUUCACAUAUUAUCUAUGGGUAAAAACGGUUAAAACUGGCUCGGUAUUCUGGGCAACAUUAACUGCAUUAUCAUAUUUAUAUAUGGUUUCCGCAUGGGGUGGAUAUGUAUUCAUUAUCAAUUUGAUUCCAUUACACGUGUUUUUUCUCCUAUUAAUGGGUCGAUAUUCCAAUCGUAUCUAUGUUGGUUACAGCGUAUUUUUCAUAUUGGGUUUAUUAUUUUCAAUGCAAAUUCCGUUUGUUGGUUUUCAACCUGUCCGUACUAGCGAACAUAUGGCAUCGGCCGGUGUAUUUGCUUUGCUGCAAGCAUAUGCUUUUCUUAAAUAUCUUCAAGGAUUUGUAUCGAAAUCACAAUUGAAAACAUUUUUCAUUACCGCUAUCAUUGGUUUCGCUGGUCUUGUAUUCUUAAGCGUUGUUGCUCUCACAUAUGCCGGUUAUAUUGCUCCUUGGAGUGGACGUUUCUAUUCACUAUGGGAUACUGGUUAUGCAAAGAUUCAUAUACCAAUUAUUGCAUCCGUUUCGGAACAUCAACCAACUACUUGGUUUUCAUUUUUUUUCGAUCUACAUGUACUUGUUACAGCAUUUCCGGCCGGUCUUUGGUACUGUAUUCGUGAAGUUAAUGAUGAACGUGUAUUCAUUACCUUAUAUGCGAUCACUGCUUCUUAUUUUGCUGGCGUUAUGGUACGUUUGAUGCUUACAUUCACACCUGUUGUAUGUGUUCUUAGCGCCAUUGCAUUUUCUGAAUGUUUUUCUGGUUGUCUGAUGGAUAAAGAUAAAGAAAAACCAUCAUCGACAAAUAGUGGAUCAUCAUCAACAUCGUCCAAAUCAAAACAACAAAUUGAUGAUGAUCAGAAAAAUGGUCAGAAAAAUCUUUAUGAUAAAGCUGGCAAAAUUCGUAAAAUACGUUCCGAACCAAAAGAAACCGAUUCAUUAAGUGCUAAUCUACGAACAAUUGCAUCGGUUCUAUUGAUUAUGUUAUUAAUGUUAUUUGUUGUUCAUUGUACUUGGGUUACUAGUAAUGCCUAUUCUAGUCCUAGUAUUGUUCUAGCCAGCUAUGGUGGCGAUGGAUCUCGUGUUAUAUUGGAUGAUUUUCGUGAAGCAUAUUAUUGGCUAUCACAGAAUACUGAUGAUGAUGCACGUGUUAUGUCUUGGUGGGAUUAUGGUUAUCAGAUUGCCGGUAUGGCUAAUCGUACAACAUUGGUCGAUAAUAAUACCUGGAAUAAUAGUCAUAUUGCAUUGGUUGGAAAAGCGAUGUCAUCGAAUGAAAGUGCUGCAUAUGAAAUAAUGAAAGCUUUGGAUGUUGAUUAUGUUCUGGUAAUAUUCGGUGGUGUAAUCGGCUAUUCGGGUGAUGAUAUUAAUAAAUUUUUAUGGAUGGUUCGUAUCGCCGAAGGUGAACAUCCAAAUGAUAUACGUGAAAGUGAUUAUUUCACUGAUCGUGGGGAAUUUCGUGUCGAUGCCGGUGGUUCGCCAACAUUGCUCAAUUGUUUAAUGUAUAAAUUAAGUUAUUAUCGUUUUGGUGAGCUACAGACUGAUUUCCGUACACCACAUGGAUAUGAUCGAACCAGACAGACUGAAAUUGGUAAUAAAAACAUUAAACUUGAACAUCUUGAAGAGGCAUAUACUACUGAACAUUGGCUAGUACGGAUUUAUCGAGUGAAAAAACCAUCAAAUCGACAAAAAUUACCAUAUUCACAGCGGAAAAUUAAACCAUCUGGAUUUGUAACGAAAAAGAAUUCAAGAAGAAAGAAGGGUACGAUUAAAACGAAACCACAGGUUAAUCGUGGCAAACGAAUGUCAUUGUUUUCCAAAUCUCAAUAAAUGAAUGGACUGACCAAAAACAAACGCCAUGAGAAUUAGUAAAAAUAUCGGAACAAUCAUUAUUUUUCAAUGCUGCUCAUUUUCUUCAAAACAUCGAUUGAAACAUGUGCCUAUAAAAGAUAAUGUUAAUAUUGAUUUAUAGAAAACAACAAAAAAACCAUCUUCAUCUCCAUCAAACAUAUACCCAGAUUUUUUCAAAAAAAAUAUUCAAAAUCGUCCUUUUGGUGUAUUGUUGUUGAUCGAUUCGUCAUUCUUGCCAUCAUCAUCAUUUCAAUUAUAUAUGCUCAUUUUUCGAACGAUUACCAUCAUCUUGUCCGAUCCGAAUGGGUAGCUUUUUGUUGCAAUAAUAAUUUUCCUGAAUAUGGUGUGUGUGUGUACAAAACAAAGAGAAAAAGAAAUGAUCCAGAAUAUUACUUGAACCAAGAAUCGAUUUUUUAAUGAAUUUUUUUUAUUUCUGUUUAAA
Molecule: messenger RNA, 3141 nt
Organism: Dermatophagoides farinae (American house dust mite)
Lineage: Eukaryota; Metazoa; Arthropoda; Arachnida; Sarcoptiformes; Pyroglyphidae
Gene: Stt3B
Product: catalytic subunit 3B of the oligosaccharyltransferase complex
Biological process (GO): post-translational protein modification
Cellular component (GO): membrane
Molecular function (GO): dolichyl-diphosphooligosaccharide-protein glycotransferase activity
Source: RefSeq, a predicted model, not a curated record